GGAACAAGGAAAACACACGGUGAAUCAGAACUGAAGAACACAGAAUUUCAAAAAAUUCAGGAGCAAUAUUGGCAUAAGCUACUCGAAGAAAGGAGAAAGUCAGCGAAUAACAGAAGAAGGUUUCAAGGUAGCGUUUCAUUUCGUCUGUCGAAUUAUUCGCUUCUGUACAUGCCAAACAUUUACACGUGUAUCUUUUCAUAUGCCCGGAUUUUUAUUAAACCCAACAAAAGUGGCAACAAUACGUCCUUAACUAUAGAUAACUAUAACGUUUUGUUCCUUCUUUUUUUAACAGAAAUGGGUGAAAAAGAUUUCCGAUCCUUAAUAGAAGAAUUUCCAGAUUUUAAUGAGAGUGAUAUAGUGGAUUUAAGAUUACAAUUCCAGACGUUUGACCUUAAUCAAGAUGGAAUAAUCGAUUUUCAAGAAUUGUAAGUAUAGAGAAGAAUAUAUUUGCUGUUGCGUCCUCAGUAACGAUUCAGUGCAGAUUUGGGUAAACCUGUUCUGCUCUGGCCUUUUCACUAAGGGGCUCGCAAAGACAACGCCCUAACAAUCUGCAUAUAGCUACUCAAGGUGUCCAAGGUGAACGGGGAAUACGGAACGGUAACACGGCCGAUGGGGCUUCUAGAUUGGUAAAACUUCAUAAGUCCCUGCAGGCUUAAUCUAGGAAUGUUUUUUAUGUUGUUGUUUAUAUAUCGAAAAGAAAUUCAUAUCUCUUUCCGCACAAUCUAUAUUUACGUUUGCGAUUGGUUAAAAUGUCAGACAAGUUAGUGUACUUCGAUUCAUAAAAAUGUAACGAAAUUUUGUUAGUAAAUCAUGGUAACCUCAACCUUAUUGACACGUUUUACUUUUGUGUUUUAGAAUGCAAGUUCUUGACGACCUUGGUGACAGAUCAGAGCCCGCCACAAGGGAGCAGUAUUUUAAUGAAAUUGAUAAAGACGGAUCCGGAGCGAUCGAUUUUGAAGAAUUUUUAGCGGUAAGAACUAGGUGUCCGAGUAACACAUAAAUCGAGUUUCGGCAAGCAAAGAAAUACAUUACAUUCUAUAGUUCUUGGACGUCUUUCCUUUUUGCCAAAGAGAGCUACCUGUUGAUUAUAAUAUGUAUUCUAUACAGUUGCAGCUUUUGAUACGUGUCCUUUCUUCGUGAGUAACCGCUAUAUUUAUUGACACGAAAAUAAGAUUAUCAUCAUCAUCAUCAUCAUCAUUUUUUUAAUUUCAUUUGAACAUCAACUCUGAACAAGUCGUUGGUUACUUCAAGACUUAAGCGAUUUAAGAUUACCCUAAAAUGUUUGAAUUGUCUACUAGUUACUACAACCGUUCAACAAACGUUCAGCCUUAAGAAAAAGAUCACAGAGAUUUUAUUUUUCAUUAAGCAACUCUGAUUAUUACUUUGGGACUCUUCUCCAUGAAAUGCUGUUAAUUUAUUGUAUAUCGUGUUUCAGUAAGCCAAGUAAAUAAAUGAUGAUGAUGAAGAUGAUAAUAAUGAUAACAAAAAUUAUUUUGAAGAUUAUGAUGAUGAUGAUGAUGAUGAUGAUGAUGAUGACAGAGCCUUUUUUGUCCUUUCAGCUUAUCUACCAACUUCGAAAGACGUCCUUUGAUAAAGAUGAAUUAGGACAGAUAGGCAGUCUGUGCAAACGAGGCACGGAAAACAUUCAGCGAGUCAGAAAGCUUAGUGUGGCCAAACAAAUGCUCACGGGACUGUUUUAA
Porites evermanni is the source of this 1700-nucleotide messenger RNA. Lineage: Eukaryota; Metazoa; Cnidaria; Anthozoa; Scleractinia; Poritidae. The record is from the annotation of a GenBank genome assembly.